Mangifera indica (mango) is the source of this 1799-nucleotide messenger RNA. Its product is annotated as protein CUP-SHAPED COTYLEDON 3-like. The record is from RefSeq and is a predicted model, not a curated record. Gene Ontology annotation, biological process: regulation of DNA-templated transcription. Bases 431 to 1609 code for a protein of 392 amino acids. Gene Ontology annotation, molecular function: DNA binding. NCBI's taxonomy places the organism in Eukaryota, Viridiplantae, Streptophyta, Magnoliopsida, Sapindales, Anacardiaceae. The transcript is spliced from 3 exons.
AGUCGUCUUAGCCAUCUGAAAAAAACCUGACUCCUCUCAUUUCUUUCUCUCUCACAAAACAUGCUCACACACGCACGCAUAAAUCUCUAAAACCCAACCUUGCAUUAACUGCCUUCUCUCAAUCUCUUGUUUUUAUGAAUCAAAGUCAUCUUUAUUAUAUAUUUUUAUUUGUUUGUUUCCUAGUUGAGGGAAGGAAGUCUUGCAGCUUUUCUAGUAGGGCCCUUCAACUCUCUUGCUGUCUCGCAUUUAUGAUCCCAAAAGCCAAAUCUAUCUCUCCCUCCGCUCAAUUCUUUUCCCUUUCUUUUCUUCUUUAGUUUCAGUGCUUCUUUUCCUUCUUCUUUCUCUCUAUAUAUUUCUACAGCCCCUUUUCUUCCCGCAUGCAAUACUAAAUCUUCAUACUCUCUUCUUCUUUCUCUAGAAUAGCAAGACCAUGUUGGCUGUGGAGGAAGUUCUAAGUGAACUCAAUGGUGAAGAAGUUAACGAGCAGGGUUUGCCUCCAGGGUUCAGAUUUCACCCCACUGAUGAAGAACUCAUCACCUUUUAUCUGGCUUCCAAAGUGUUUAACUGGACCUUGUGUGGCAUAGAAAUUGCUGAGCUUGACCUUAACAGAUGUGAGCCUUGGGAGCUACCAGAUGUUGCCAAGAUGGGUGAGAAAGAAUGGUACUUCUUUAGCCUGAGGGACAGGAAGUACCCGACUGGAUUAAGAACAAACAGAGCAACGGGGGCUGGAUACUGGAAGGCCACAGGGAAAGACAGGGAAGUUUGCAGCAGUGCCACAAAUGGAGGUCUCAUCGGCAUGAAAAAAACCCUCGUUUUCUACAGAGGCAGAGCCCCCCGUGGAGAGAAAACCAAGUGGGUCAUGCACGAGUACCGCUUGGAUGGUGACUUUUCCUAUCGCCACACGUGUAAGGAGGAAUGGGUGAUAUGCAGAAUAUUUCACAAGGCCGGGGAGAAGAAGAAUGGCAUUCUGCAAGGACAAAGCUAUGUCUUUGAAGCUUGUUCAUCUCCUACAGGUUCCUUGCCUCAAUUGCUUGAAACUCAAACAGCCUUACUGGAAUGUCAAGAAUCUGAAAACCCAGAUUUCCAAAAUGCUUUUGUGUAUCAGCACCACCAGCAAGAAAGUGACCUGAAAAGCUUGAUAAUAAACCCAGUUGUGUCUCAAUCACAUUCUCAUUCAGAUGACCUCUUCCCAAUGAAUGGAUUCCAAACCUCUUUUUCACACAAUAACCCUUCUACCACAAUCGCCCAAUCACCUUCUUCCAUGCUCUUCAAGUCCCUCCUCCUCUCACAUCAAGAUCUCACAUUGAAGGAACAAAAUGCUAUUCCUAGACAGUGCAAGACAGAGGCCAGCUUUUCCCAUUUCCAACUACCUGAUGCCAACAACAGCUUUAGCUGGAUGGAAAAAAUUCAGCCAAACACAUAUCAAAAUCCCUUGUUUUUUGAGAUGGGUUGUAAUCUUUCGGGGCUUACAACAACACAAUCUGGAAAUACUGCGGGGAGCAGUGCCAAUGAGAUGUCUACUUCAGUUGCUUUCAACAGGAGUAGCUUUCGAGGGAUGCUUGAUUCUUCCAUCAGACUCCCUGGAGAAUCUUGGGCAUUGGAUGCCUAAACAACUCCUCAUUUAAUGAGAUCAUAUAUAUCUAUAAAUAGUUUGCGUAUAUUCCCACUAUAUAUAUAUAUAAUCUAGAGUAAUCUCUCCAUCCCUGCAAAUGCAAGUAUCCAUCCAUCUUUCAUGUACUAGUAUUGGACAACUUCUUUCUGUAUGUUUUUAUUAUUGUAAAAAUAUUGUUUGUUUCUUA